Pieris brassicae (large cabbage white) is the source of this 994-nucleotide messenger RNA. RefSeq lists its product as uncharacterized. The transcript has 4 exons. Bases 44 to 496 code for a protein of 150 amino acids. NCBI's taxonomy places the organism in Eukaryota, Metazoa, Arthropoda, Insecta, Lepidoptera, Pieridae. The record is from RefSeq and is a predicted model, not a curated record.
UUUCAAUAGCAACAUCCAAUCACUUGUGUGAAUAUCAGGCAAAAUGAAAUUCCUUGCUGUAUUCGCUGCUCUUCUCGCUGUCGGCGCUGCUUCCCCGGUGGCUUGGACUCUCCAAGAAAUCGAUUCUGCACUUCAGAACCCUAGCACUGACCCAGCAAUUAUUCCUUACCUUGAAGCCGCACUUAACAAGAUCAUGAACGCUCUUCAUGAAGGAUUAACAGUUGAAUCCAUUGUCAUCCCCAUCCCCGGUGAUGUCGAGAAACCAGAGAUCAACCCUUCACCUGCUGCUGUCCCGGAAUUAAGACCUAUCUCCGCUCCACUGGUACAAGUGGUCGUAAACAUCAACAAUGAAAAGAUUAUUCCCGAAACCCCAGCCAUCAUUGAGGAGGUGGAGAAUCAACCAAUUGACAACAACCCAGCUCUGAUUCCAGAAGGCCCCAGUGGUCCAACUGACAUCAAUCCUAUUGACUUAAUUGCUGUGAACCCUGAACACUAAAGAGCCGUUCUUCGGCGUUAAAGACGUUCUUUAACGCCGUGCUUAUAUAACAUAAUGAUAUUGUAAAAAUUACUCCCACAACAUAUUGCAAAUCAUCGUACUUUAUAAAAUUUUCAAAAUGAAUUAAACAUUACUUUUGAAACUCAAUAGUUUUCAUGCCUUAUAAUAUGGUAAUAAUUCGUAUAGAUUUAUAGAAACACAGUUUCUCCAUAGUCGCUUACUAAAACUUUGGGUCACUUAAUGCAAUCUGACUAAAAUAUAAAAUUCUCGUAAAUAUUCCAUUUGAGUAUAUAAGUUUAUACUCCGCAAAGGAAGAAGUACUUUCGAAAAACUUCGCUGAAUUUCCACUAAAUCUUCACUCUCUUAGAAAGUACUAACUUAGAACCGAGUAAAAAGUUUAUUGGUCGUCAACUGAGAAAGACAAAUUCAAAUGAAUAGAUUAGCAUAAAUCUUAUUUUACUUCAACUAAAAUGGGAUGAUUUAUUUAAUUUAUCAAAC